AAUUAAAAUGACAUCAUCAGGAAUAUUGCUUCUAGUCCUUUUAGCUACAGCCUCAGCCUUCACUUACAAUGAAGCAUUGGCUAAAGAGUAUGCUGCAAUGUCUUUUGCUGCCUAUUGUCCAAAUACAGCAAUCCAUAAUUGGUCUGUUGGUUAUGUAAGCAGCAUGUAUCCAGAUUUGACUAACAUUGAAGUUUUUGAGAAUCUUGUUAGUGUAAGAUUUUAAGUUUAAUUUUAGGGAACAAAAGGGUAUAUUGCAUACAAUAAAAAAUUAUCAGCUAUUGUAGUUAUAUUUAGAGGCUCAUCUAAUAUUUAAAAUUGGAUUGAAAACAUUACUUUUGGAAAAACUGCUUACAAUACAGCCUGCAAAUGCAAAGUACACACUGGAUUUCAUGAUGCUUUCAUGUCUCUUAAACCAAAACUUGACACUUUAUUCCCAGGAUAUACAACCAAAUAUCCAUAUGCUGCUAUUCAUGUUGGUGGACAUAGUUUAGGUGGUGCCAUGGCUACAUUAUAUGCCUUAUAAUUAGCUGAAUCAGGAAAAACAGUUCAAUUGUUCAGUUAUGGUUCACCAAGAGUAGGAGAUCCAGAUUUCUAUGAUUGGUUCACCAAAUAUACAAAAAUUACUCAUUUCAGAGUUGUACACCAAAAUGACACUGUUCCUCAUGUAUAAAAUAUAUUUAUAUAAUAUAGCUUCCAUUUUAUCCUUAAGGAUUCUAUCAUGUGGAUAGAGAGAUCUGGUAUCAUGAUGGAACUCACACUGUUUGCGCUGCAAUUAGAGGAGAAGAUAAAGAUUGUUCAUGGAAGGUUUCAAAUAAAUCUAACGCGGACCAUAACACUUAUAUAGGAUUAACUUAUGUUGAUUGUUGA
This is a messenger RNA of Paramecium sonneborni, 867 nucleotides long. The record is from the annotation of a GenBank genome assembly. NCBI's taxonomy places the organism in Eukaryota, Ciliophora, Oligohymenophorea, Peniculida, Parameciidae.